Molecule: messenger RNA, 763 nt
Organism: Sorex araneus (European shrew)
Lineage: Eukaryota; Metazoa; Chordata; Mammalia; Eulipotyphla; Soricidae
Product: cytochrome c oxidase assembly factor 8
Exons: 5
Coding region: 21-602 (193 amino acids)
Biological process (GO): intrinsic apoptotic signaling pathway
Cellular component (GO): mitochondrion
Source: RefSeq, a predicted model, not a curated record
GCCGGGGCCGCGCGCGCGCGAUGGCGGCCCUGGGACGCGCGCGCUGGGCCCCCCGCCCGCGCGUCGGCCGCGCCCUCUCCGCCCGCGCCCACCGGCUCGCGGCCGAGCGCGGCGCCGAGCGUCGGGAGACGGCGCCGAGCCGGGCCUCCGGCUUCUGCCCGCCAAGGAAGUCCCGCCACGAUUGGAUAGGACCCCCGGAUAAAUACUCAAACCUUCGGCCUGUUCACUUCUACAUCCCUGAAAACGAAUCACCGCUGGAACAGAAGCUGAGACAGCUGAGACAGGAAACACAAGAAUGGAACCAGCGGUUCUGGACCGAGCAGAACCUGGCUUUCCGGAGGGAGAAGGAAGAAUUCAUCCACUCGCGGCUGAAGGCCAAAGGCCUGGCUCCGGGCUCUGGGUCAGGCGCCAAAGCUUCACUGAGCGCAGAGGAAAUGGCCGACUUCUAUAAGGAGUUUCUCAGUAAGAACUUCCAGAAGCACGUGCUGUAUAACAGAGACUGGUACCGGCGCAACCUGGCCAUCACCUUCUUCAUGGGCAAAGUGGCCCUGCAGAGGGCAUGGCGCUGGCUCCGCCCGAAGCCGGAGAAGACGGGCACCUAGGACCCGCACACCUAGACACACGGAUGCAGCGGGCUGGCCCCGCGCCUCUGAGCCCGGCUGGGUGCCAGGCCCUGGGGCACAUCGUGGCCUCUCGAGGGCCGAGGUGCUGGGCAGCGCCUCAGGCCACGUGUGAGCCCCACGGAAAUAAAUGAGUCCAUGAA